CUAAUAACAUACACACACCUCAUAUAUAAAAAACGUUUUAGCCAACAUUUAUCAUAAGUCAAUUAAGUACUUAAAUAACAACUUGUAUCUACAUUCAAAUAAAACAUUUAAAUCAUCAUAAAAAUAAUACUAAUAAAUCAAAGACCCUAAUCUGUAGUGACAAAUUUGUGUUGUGUUUAUUAAAAAAUUUGUAAUUUUGACUUUUCGACGCAAUUCAAAAUGCAAAUUGAGUGCUCGCUGAUAAUUAUGUUAAUAUGUGGGAUAAACGCAUUUAAUAACUUUGCGGAUAUUAAUUGUGGUCAUAAAUCUAAAGGAAGAGAAGGGAAAAUUGUUGGUGGUGAUACUGCAGAUAGAGGAGAAUUUCCUUGGUUAGUGUCGAUAACAAGAAGAGGUGGACAUUUCUGCGGAGGAACCGUUAUUAGUAAUAGAUUUAUUCUUACUGCGGGGCACUGUUUGUGCACCGGAAUUGGUACCGACACUCUUAAACCAAAUCACAUAAAAGUAACGAUUGCUCAGCACGACUUAACAAAUAAAUCCAGCGACGCUUAUGAGGUUACCCUGAAAGCUGUAACUGUACAUCCAGAGUACACCUGUGGGAACGUUAAAAAUGAUAUUGCCAUUUUGGAAAUGGACAACAGACUUGUGUGGUCCGAAUUUGUCUCUCCUGCUUGUCUAGUAGCUUCUUCAUCAGAAGACGAUUACACACCAAUAGACGAUCUUCCUGCUGUUGUCGCCGGUUGGGGUUGGACACAUGAAGAUAGUUCGAAGGGUAAACGUGCCAAUGUUCUUCAAAAAGCACACGUAAAUGUCAUCGGUACUGAAAAGUGCAGACAGUGGUACAAGUCCCAAGGAAAGAAAACCAAAAUUCAGGACACACAAAUUUGUGCUGGUCAUGAGCAAGGUGGUGUCGACUCUUGUUGGGCUGAUAGUGGCGGCCCUCUUAUGAUUGCCACUGGAAAAGUUGACCAAAUGAUGGUUGUGGGAAUUGUAUCCACUGGGAUUGGUUGUGCUAGACCGUUUCUGCCAGGAUUAUACACUCGAAUAUCCGAAUACAUUCCUUGGGUUAGAGAAAUUGUGAACAAAUAAUUUAUUUUCAAAGUAAUUUAAUAGGUACUGUAAACUUAUAUAUACUAUGCUGCCAUA
Molecule: messenger RNA, 1143 nt
Organism: Zophobas morio
Lineage: Eukaryota; Metazoa; Arthropoda; Insecta; Coleoptera; Tenebrionidae
Product: trypsin-1-like
Exons: 4
Coding region: 220-1086 (288 amino acids)
Biological process (GO): proteolysis
Molecular function (GO): serine-type endopeptidase activity
Source: RefSeq, a predicted model, not a curated record